AUGAAUUGGACUGAAGGCAACCUUGCCCGCCAUUCAAGAGGCAAGGGACGAAAUGAAUUACUUACGAAGCAGAAACAGCAUUUCGCAAAGGUUCGCAACGGCCCACUCAGAGGAAGGGUUAGGCAGAGCCCAAUUACCAUAUCCUUUCUUGGACCUCAGCGAGUGAGUGACCAAAAGCACCGAGAGAAUGGUGGGAGUGAUGAGAAUGUAUCGCAUCAGCCACCAACAAGCCCCCUCUUAAUAGCAGAGCGGUCGCGGGCUCAGGAUCUUCCAGAUAGAGAAAGGAUACUAAGGCUACUUGGCAAGCCAGACUGGGUUGGUCUGGAUUUGCAGCAACCGAUUAAUAUCACUUUUCCUCAACAGCGUCAAACGCCUACUAAUCCAAGAUGGAGAAGAAUGGAACGCCUCCGAGUGCGUACAACGCAACUACGCGGUAGGCCUGUGCAUACCAGCAAUUCUCAAGAGUCCGAAGCGGCCCAAAGACCUCAGGAUCGCAAGUUGAGGAUGCAGAUUGGCAGUCGGGAAAUCCAGCCAAGUGUGAGCACAGCUUCUCAACCAAGCACGAGAAGGUAUAGUUUAGCACCAUACCCACUAGUUGAUCCAUCACGGAGAUUUCCAAGAUCAUUCGCAAGUCCGGAGCCUAGCCAGGCUCGUCAUUUCUACGUCACAUCAAGAAGCAGCCAAUGCUCUCAGAAACCGAUGAACUACAGGAAUGAAGUAGCUAGGGAGCAUGGUGACACAUAUCACAAGACCCUUGCGAGGCCACGAUUAUCGGAAGAGCCAACCCAUAUUGUAUGCUCUUCAUCCAUCAUCCAUGAGCCAAUUCCUCGUCGAAGUGGUGACUUCCCGAUCCUCAAGUGGUCGCCUCCACCAAUUGAGGAGCGGGGGAGUAUGGAGGUCGAGGUCGAGCUUCCACCGGAACCCAUUCCUCUUUCUCAAGAGGUAGACCAAAAGCGAUGGAAAAUUUUAGUUAUGAACUCUUCGGACAUUCCACCGAUUGAUGCGCCAACCAGUCCCCUGAUUACGGUGCCAUCAGUCAGUUCAAAGGCCAGCACUUUACCAUUUCAUUUACAAAGGAGGCUCCCAAGUUUUGAUUUCCCGAGCGAACCAGAUAUGAAUUCUAGUGCUGGAUGCGCCCCGCUAAGCACAGAUGGUCUAGAAGCCAUCGAAGCAACCUCUCAUGAGGAAGAUUGCCCGCCACCUAAGAAAAGACAAGAUCAUAAUCGCAAGGAGGUCCAACCUAUGAACGACAACGAUGCUUGGAUGAAAUUUGCUUUCGAUGGUGACAGUGAGGAGCUAGGAGCCGAGGUGUUUGCUAAGGCUGCGCGCCAGGUUGCAGCGGAACUUGUCCCUUCUGACACGUCUACAGACAGCGUCAAUGCUACUGAAACUGCGGCUAUCUGCGGGUCAACUUCUUUCACAGACGAUAGGGACAAUCAAGAUGAGAACUUUCUCGCUGAGAGUGGAAGCGAAAGCCACGUGGCAACGCAUGGUACUGCAGCCUCAGAAUCGGUUUGUAGCAACAUGGCUACAGCUGGCUCCGCGAGUGUAGCCGACUCAGAAUCACGAUUCCGCUUUGUGCAACCGAGGACUUUCGUCGGAAAACUUGCAGAUUCGGGCCCUUCAUCAACACAAAUGCCACCUCCUAUGUUGGGUCAUGGUAAGAGGAAGAGAGGUAGGCCAAAGAAGAGAGCGGCAGAUGGAAGAGCCGAUAUACGACGUUUGCCAGGUUUCGAUGGAGAUCCAAUAGAAGAAUUUGAGGACUGA
Messenger RNA from Hypoxylon trugodes, 1767 nucleotides. RefSeq lists its product as uncharacterized. Bases 1 to 1767 code for a protein of 588 amino acids. Lineage: Eukaryota; Fungi; Ascomycota; Sordariomycetes; Xylariales; Hypoxylaceae. The record is from RefSeq and is a predicted model, not a curated record. The transcript has a single exon.